AUGGCACCUCAGGGGAGCCAUGCCCAGACAUCCAGCAUGCCGCAGACGUCCCGCGAGCCACAAACCUCCAGCGCUGACCUCCCCGCCGUUGAUAAAGAAAGAGUAACCUAUCUUGCUGCAGUCAUCACGAAGGGGACAUGCUUUCGGACUCAUAGCGAUAUUUGUCCUAGCGAGCAGGGCCAGGCGCAAAUAGCAAUCUUGUUUGAUAGAGCAAGAAGAGUGAAAGCAGGCAGGACAGAGGACAAGUGGUUGUACAGACUUCUUUCGCGGGUCAGGCAGGAAGAGGUUGAGUGGUUAUUGGGGGAUCGAAAUCCAGAAGCUGCGCUCCUCAAGCCGAUACUCGGGCCACUUAACCUCGAGGCGACAACUGAUAUCCUCAAAUGCCUAGAAUCUCUAGGCGUAACCGCAGAAAAGUUUGAAACACAACACAGAACACUACUCGAAAAUCUUCGCUGCUACCUGAAGACCCUGAGCCAUGAAGGGCUACAGCGGUUGGCUGGUGAAACCAGUAUCAUUCGGGGCUUCGCAUCAAAACUGAAUCCUAAUACUCGGCAUGCUUUCGAGAAUGAUGAUGUACACGAUUCACGCAUCACGGGCGCCACAAGCGAGGUGAACGAGACCCCUUUCAUGUCGAACGAGCGAGACCAGGAUAUGAUUGUAGCAACAAAUUCUUUUCAUGGAGCCUCAGUCAUAAAAGAAGGGGAAAUUAGCAUACACGUGAAAUAUGCUGCUCCAGUUCCACGCAAGAAGUAUUAUCGAUCUCCAAGUUUGCUAGAGGUAGUAGGGUGGGGAAUGACAAAGACAGGGACGGAUGAUGAAGCAUGA
Molecule: messenger RNA, 825 nt
Organism: Aaosphaeria arxii CBS 175.79
Lineage: Eukaryota; Fungi; Ascomycota; Dothideomycetes; Pleosporales
Exons: 2
Coding region: 1-825 (274 amino acids)
Source: RefSeq, a predicted model, not a curated record